Molecule: messenger RNA, 2341 nt
Organism: Chenopodium quinoa (quinoa)
Lineage: Eukaryota; Viridiplantae; Streptophyta; Magnoliopsida; Caryophyllales; Amaranthaceae
Product: amino acid transporter AVT1I-like
Exons: 3
Coding region: 65-1333 (422 amino acids)
Cellular component (GO): plasma membrane
Source: RefSeq, a predicted model, not a curated record
CCAGAAAUUGUAGAAGUCAUUCUUCUCCAUCUCCUCGUAAUUUUAUUGGUUCAAUAAUAUAGCAAUGGAGGGAGUUAUGGUCAGCCUUAGCCACCCUCUUUUGGAGAAUGAGAAUGAAUGGGAAGUAAACCACAAGCAUUCAACCAACGAAGGCGACUCCUCUUUCUUCAAAGCUUUCUUUAAUGGCCUUAACGCCCUUUCAGGGGUUGGAAUUCUAUCAGUACCAUAUGCCCUAGCAUCAGGUGGUUGGUUAAGUCUGAUAUUGAUCUUCAUUGUCGCGACAGCAGCAUUCUACACGGGUUUGCUUAUAAAGCGAUGCAUGGAAGCUGAUUCAAGCAUAAGAACAUACCCUGAUAUAGGGGAGCGUGCAUUUGGGAAGAUCGGAAGAACAAUAACAUCAGUAUUUAUGUGCACAGAGUUAUACUUAGUCGUUACAGGUUUCCUAAUCUUAGAAGGCGACAAUCUACAUAACCUUUUUCCUGGUCUGAAAUUAGAAACUUCUUGGCUGCAACUUGGAGGAAGAGAGAGUUUUGUGCUGCUUAUUGCCCUUAUCAUUCUUCCCUCGGUUUGGUUGGAUAAUCUUAGUAUUCUUUCGUACAUCUCUGCUACUGGUGUCCUCGCUUCUGUUGUGAUUAUUGUGUCGAUUUUAUGUGUUGGAACGUUUGAUGAGAUUGGAUUUCAAAGCAAGGGUGAUCUACUAAACUGGUCAGGAAUUCCUACAUCAGUUAGCUUGUAUGGCUUCUGCUAUUGCGCGCAUCCUGUUUUUCCUACCUUGUACAACUCAAUGCAGCAAAAACAUCAGUUUUCUAAGGUACUACUUCUCUGUUUUCUCUGUUCGACUAUUGGUUAUGCAUCAAUGGCAAUCAUUGGAUACCUGAUGUAUGGUUCGGAAGUUGAAUCACAAAUAACUCUGAACCUCCCAACAGAUAAAAUGUUCUCUAAAAUUGCAAUCUAUACGACUUUGGUUAAUCCUCUAUCCAAGUACGCGCUGAUGUUAGAACCUGUUGUGAAUUCUACUGAGAGCUGGUUCCCAAAUCAUCACAAGAAAAAGCAUUUCAAACUUGUGUUAAGAACAAGUUUGGUUGCUACUCAAGUCAUUGUAGCAUUGGUUGUUCCGUUUUUCGGGUAUCUCAUGUCUCUUGUAGGAGCAUUUCUUAGCAUUACUGCAUCAAUCACACUUCCAUGCUUGUGCUAUAUAAAAAUUUCAGGCAAUUACAUGAGAGGUGAGGGGUUAUUAGUGGUAGCUACUGUUGUAUUGAGUGUAUUGAUCGCAAUAUAUGGUACUUAUACUUCUUUAGUACAAAUCAUACAGGGAACUGUUUUUAAUUUAUAAUUUAAUUUAUUGUUAGAUGCUACACAUUUUUAUGAAAGAUUUGUUUGUGUAAAUGUGCAAUAUGUUCAACUAGUUAAUUUGUUUUAGCUUUUGCUAGGGGUGAAAGUGAUAUGGAUUAAAACCGAAAAACGAAUCGAUCCAAGCUGAAUUAACAAUCCUGUUCGGUUUUUCUGGGAAUUUGGUUUGGAUCGGUUUGGGAUUUUAAAAAAAUAUGAAUUGCAGAUUGGUUUUGGUUUUGGUUUUGGUUUUGGGCUUCCAAAAACUGAAAACCGAAUUUCCAAACCGAAUUUAUAUAAAGCCCAAUAUCCCAACCCAUAUUUCCCUUCAUAUAUAAAUGAAAACCCUAAUUUCUUUACCCUCUUUUCCCUUUCAGCCUUCCCCAUUCUUUCCCUUAGUUUCUUAGGUUUUCCCCCUUUCUCAGAAUUCUCACGCAGCCAUCGAUCCUCCCUCACGACCUUACCACCGAUCCUCCCCCACGGCCUCACCAGUUAGGCAAUCACCACCGCUCUCACCGCUUGUUUCUUUGGCCUUACCACACAACUCAUCUCUCACCACUCGUUUUUAGGUAAUGUUGAUGAUGAAUCUGAAGUUGUUGAUGAGCAUAACAUCUGUUUUUUUUUUUUUUUUUUUUUUUUUAUAAAUUUGUAUGUCUUUUAAUGUUAAUAUUAGUGGGCAAAUUUAAGCCUUGUAAUACAGUAAUAGUUGAUAAAUAAUAUAAUAUAGUUUUAAAGUUAUUUGUCAAUUUAAUUUGUGUUAUUUUCUCUUUUAAUUAUUUAGUUUGCUUAUGAGGUGAAAAAUUCGGGUUAUGAAUCAGUUUCGGUUUGCUUAUCAGAAAUUGGGUUCGGUUUGGUUUGGACCGAAUUCUAUUUCGGUUUGGAUUCGAAUUGAAAAUUUUGAAACCGAAUUAUUUUGGUUUGGUUUUGGUUUGGGCCAUAAUCCAAACCAAACACUGAACUUUCACUCCUAGCUUUUGCUGCUUUUAAUGCAUGGUCAAUAUGAUAUUGUGAA